Molecule: messenger RNA, 4398 nt
Organism: Scomber japonicus (chub mackerel)
Lineage: Eukaryota; Metazoa; Chordata; Actinopteri; Scombriformes; Scombridae
Product: scavenger receptor cysteine-rich type 1 protein M130-like
Exons: 18
Coding region: 1-4398 (1465 amino acids)
Cellular component (GO): membrane
Source: RefSeq, a predicted model, not a curated record
AUGGAUCACCUGCUGAUGGUGUUGCUGUUGCUGUGCAGCUCAGGACUCCAGGCUGAAGAUGAUCACCAACCAGAGCCUGUCAGGUUGGUGGGAGGAGCCAGCCGCUGUGCAGGUACACUGGAGGUGAAACAGAGAGAGUGGAGACCGGUAGAUUACUAUUACUGGACCCUUAAGGAUGCAGAUGUAAUAUGUAGAUAUUUGGACUGUGGUUCUGCAGUUUCAACAAGAAGCAGAGAUGAAGACUCAUACAAAUCUGUAUGGUGGAUCAGUUCUAACUGUCUUCUGUCUGGAUCUGCACUGAGGGACUGUGUAUCAUCAGAUUCCUCUUUCUCCAUCGUGGAAAUCACCUGCUCAGACUCUGUCAGGCUGGUGAAUGGGACUAGUCUGUGUUCAGGCAGACUGGAGGUGAAGUCUGAGCAGUCGUGGUCCUCAAUGUGUGAAGCUGACUUUGACCAGCAGGAUGCAGAUGUGGUCUGUAGGGAGCUUGGCUGUGGGUCUCCUUCAGUCCUCCAGGGGUCACUCUAUGGAGAAGUGGAGGCUCCAAUGUCGACCAAAGAGUUCCAGUGUGGAGGCAAUGAGUCUGCUCUCCUGGACUGUAGAAGAUCAGACUCAGCUAGAAGAACCUGCUCACCUGGUAAAGCUGUUGGACUCACCUGCUCAGAGCCUGUCAGGUUGGUGGGAGGAGCUAGUCGCUGUGCAGGUACACUGCAAGUUAAAUAUGGAGAGUGGAGACCAGUACAGCAUUAUGAGUGGACCUUGAAGGAAGCCGACGUAAUCUGUAGAUAUUUGGACUGUGGCUCUGCUGUUUCAACAAGAAGUAGAAAUGAAGACUCAGACAUAUCUGUAUGGAGCAUCAGCUCUGACUGUCUUCAUUCUGGAUCUGCACUGAUGGACUGUGUAUCAUCAGAUUCUUCUAAUCAUGUCGUGGAGCUCACCUGCUCAGACUCUGUCAGGCUGGUGAAUGGGACUAGUCUGUGUUCAGGCAGACUGGAGGUGAAGUCUGAGCAGUCGUGGUCCUCAGUGUGUGAAGCUGACUUUGACCAGCAGGAUGCAGAGGUGGUCUGUAGGGAGCUUGGCUGUGGGGCUCCUUCAGUCCUCCAGGGUGCGCUCUAUGGAGAAGUGGAGGCUCCAAUGUGGACCAAAGAGUUCCAGUGUGGAGGCAAUGAGUCUGCUCUCCUGGACUGUAGAAGAUCAAACUCAACUAGAAGAACCUGCUCACCUGGUAAAGCUGUUGGACUCACCUGCUCAGAGCCUUUCAGGUUGGUGGGAGGAGCCAGUCGCUGUUCAGGUAGACUGGAGGUGAAACAGGGACAGUGGAGACCAGUGAGUGACUCUGACUGGACCCUGAAAGAAACAGUUGCAAUAUGCAGAUAUCUCAACUGCGGCUUUGCUGUUUCCACAAGAAGCAGAGAUGAAGACUCAGACACAUCUGUAUGGUCAUUCAGACCUGACUGUCUUGAGUCUGGAUCUGCACUGAGGGACUGUGUAUCAUCAGGUUCCCCUUUCUCAAUCGUGGAUCUCACCUGCUCAGACUUUGUCAGGCUGGUGAAUGGGACUAGCCGGUGUUCAGGCAGACUGGAGGUGAAGUCUGAGCAGUCGUGGUCCUCAGUGUGUGAAGCUGACUUUGACCAGCAGGAUGCAGAGGUGGUCUGUAGGGAGCUUAGCUGUGGGGCUCCUUCAGUCCUCCAGGGGGCGCUCUAUGGAGAAGUGGAGGCUCCAAUGUGGACCAAAGAGUUCCAGUGUGGAGGCCAUGAGUCUGCUCUCCUGGACUGUAGAAGAUCAGACUUAGCAAGAUGCACCUGCUCACCUGGUAAAGCUGUUGGACUCACCUGCUCAGAGCCUGUCAGGUUGGUGGGAGGAGCCAGUCGCUGUGCAGGUACACUGGAGAUGAAACAGGGAGAGUGGAGACCAGUAGAGCAUUAUGACUGGACUCUGAAGGAAGCAGAUGUAAUAUGUAGAUAUUUGGACUGUGGCUCUGCUGUUACAACAGGAAGCAGAGAUGAAGACUCAGACAAAUCUGUAUUGAGCAUUAGCUCUGACUGUCUUCAAUCUGGAUCUACACUGAAGGACUGUGUAUCAUCAGGUUACUCUUCCUCCAUCAUGGAGGUCACCUGCUCAGACUCUGUCAGGCUGGUGAAUGGGACUAGCCGGUGUUCAGGCAGACUGGAGGUGAAGUCUGAGCAGUCGUGGUCCUCAGUGUGUGAAGCUGACUUUGACCAGCAGGAUGCAGAUGUGGUCUGUAGGGAGCUUGGCUGUGAGGCUCCUUCAGUCCUCCAGGGGGCGCUCUAUGGAGAAGUGGAGGCUCCAAUGUGGACCAAAGAGUUCCAGUGUGGAGGCAAUGAGUCUGCUCUCCUGGACUGUAGAAGAUCAGACUCAGCUAGAAGAACCUGCUCACCUGGUAAAGCUGUUGGACUCACCUGCUCAGAGCCUGUCAGGUUGGUGGGAGGAGCCAGUCGCUGUGCAGGUACACUGGAGGUGAAAUAUGAAGAGUGGAAACCAGUGAGCUCCCCUGGCUGGACCCUGAAGGAAGCAGCUAUAACAUGUAGAUAUUUGGACUGUGGCUCUGCUGUUUCAACAAGAAGCAGAUAUGAAGACUCAAACAGAUCUGUAUGGAGAAUCAGUUCUUACUGUGUUCAGUCUGGAUCUGCUUUAAGUGCCUGUGUAUCAUCAUCAGAUUUCUCUUCCUCCAUCGUAGAGCUCACCUGCUCACACCUGCUGCUCCAGCCAAUCAUCUCUGUGUCUCCUACCAUGGACGGGGUCUCCGGGGCCCAGCAGCAGGUGUUUCAGGUGUUCUGGGGCUCCAGUUUCACCAUCAGCUGCUCCGUCCAGCCUCAGUACCCAGGAGGCUCCUUCCAGCUCACCUUCACCUCCUCCAACACAACAUACAACUACACCCAGCCAGCUGUCAAUCACUCUGCUGACUUCCUGUUUCCUGCUGCAGACCCCGCCCACCAAGGAAACUACAGCUGUGUUUAUGGCGUCUAUGUUUUUUCUCAUAACUUCUCCUCUGAGAGCCGUCUGCUCUCUCUCACUGUCACAGAUCUAAUAGUUUUCAUCAUCAGACUGAUCGUCUUCCCAGUGUGUCUGCCGUUGGUCAUCACUGCCUUCUUUUUCAUCCUGAAGGUCAUCAGGAGGCAGAGGUCAGACCCACAGGAGAACAUUGAGCUGAUUUCUUAUAAACUUGUAGUUUCCAGAGCUGAAGGAGAGCCGGCUGAAGAGGAAGAAGCUCAGGGGUCCCUGACAGCAGUUGGUGAAGACCUCCAAAAGGGUCUGGGAUGGUUUGCAGCUGAAUGUGAAGCAGUCGGGAUGAGAGUCAACACCUCCCCAUAUGAGGUCAUGGUGCUCUGCUGGAACAAGGUGGACUGCCCCUUCAGGGGUGAAGUCCUCCAAAAGGGUCUGGGACGGUUUGCAGUUGAAUGUGAAGCGGUCGGGAUGAGAGUCAACACCUCCCCAUAUGAGGUCAUGGUGCUCUGCUGGAACAAGGUGGACUGCCCCUUCAGGGAGGAGUUCCAGAACACACUGGAGGGAUUACAUAUCUCUGCUGGUCUGGGAACAGCUUGGAUCCUCCAAGAGGAGCUGAUGAGUGUAGCUGGAGAGAAGGAGGUCUGGGUUUCACUGCUCAGCCUGUUGAGACCCAGUGUUGAGUUCUGCUGCUGGUGGAACCGCCGCUCGCUGCUGGUGGAACCGCUGCUGGCUGCUGGUGGAACCGCUGCUAGCUGCUGGUGGAACCGCUGCUGGUGGAACCGCCGCUGGCUGCUGGUGGAACCGCCGCUGGCUGCUGGUGGAACCGCCGCUGGCUGCUGGUGGAACCGCCGCUCGCUGCUGGUGGAACCGCCGCUCGCUGCUGGUGGAACCGCCGCUGGCUGCUGGUGGAACCGCCGCUGGCUGCUGGUGGAACCGCCGCUGGCUGCUGGUGGAACCGCCGCUCGCUGCUGGUGGAACCGCUGCUGGUGGAACCGCUGCUCGCUGCUGAUGGAACCGCUGCUGGUGGAACCGCUGCUGGUGGAACCGCUGCUGGUGGAACCGCCGCUGGCUGCUGGUGGAACCGCCGCUGGCUGCUGGUGGAACCGCCGCUCGCUGCUGGUGGAACCGCUGCUGGUGGAACCGCUGCUCGCUGCUGAUGGAACCGCUGCUGGUGGAACCGCUGCUGGUGGAACCGCUGCUGGUGGAACCGCUGCUGGUGGAACCGCUGCUGGCAGCUGGUGGAACCGCUGCUGGCAGCUGGUGGAACCGCUGCUGCUGGAACCGCUGCUGGUGGAACCGCCGCUGGCUGCUGGUGGAACCGCCGCUCGCUGCUGGUGGAACCGCUGCUGGCUGCUGGUGGAACCGCUGCUGGCUGCUUUUACUCUCUCUGGUGCUAAUGACACCAGAGAGAGUAAAGAAAGGAGAGAGAACUGA